This is a messenger RNA of Musa acuminata AAA Group (dessert banana), 1331 nucleotides long. RefSeq names its product NADP-dependent D-sorbitol-6-phosphate dehydrogenase. Bases 124 to 1059 code for a protein of 311 amino acids. Gene Ontology annotation, molecular function: aldose-6-phosphate reductase (NADPH) activity. The record is from RefSeq and is a predicted model, not a curated record. Lineage: Eukaryota; Viridiplantae; Streptophyta; Magnoliopsida; Zingiberales; Musaceae. The transcript has 6 exons.
UAUCCAUUCAUCCCUCCCUCCCUCGCCGGCCGCUUCAAGUUGUCAUCAGUAGGGCAGCGAGAACAGCAAGCGGAGAGCAGGGACGAGAAUCGUCGUCCUCGUCGGCGACAGCAGCAGCUAGAAAUGGCGGAGGCGAUCGCACUGAGUAGCGGGUACCGGAUGCCCAUCAUCGGUCUCGGAGUGUGGCGGAUGGAGUCGAAAUCCAUCCGAGAUCUCAUCCUCUCCGCCAUCUCCAUCGGCUACCGCCACUUCGAUUGUGCGGCUGAUUACCAGAAUGAAGCUGAGGUUGGCGAAGCGCUUGCGGAAGCUUUUCGUACGGGGCUUGUCAAAAGAGAAGACGUUUUCAUCACCACCAAGCUCUGGAAUUCGGAUCAUGGGCAUGUCCUCGAGGCCUGCAAGGACAGCUUGAAGAAACUCCAGUUAGACUAUCUUGAUCUCUACCUUGUUCACUUUCCGGUGGCUACGAGACAUACUGGGGUUGGAACAACUGCUAGUGCUCUUGGUGAAGAUGGUGUGCUAGACAUAGACACAACCAUAUCACUUGAGACCACUUGGCAUGCAAUGGAAGAUCUUGUUUCCAUGGGACUGGUUCGGAGCAUCGGAAUCAGCAACUAUGAUAUCUUUCUGACUAGGGACUGCUUGGCAUACUCCAAAAUAAAGCCAUCGGUGAACCAAAUUGAGACUCACCCAUAUUUCCAACGUGAAUCUCUUGUCAAAUUUUGCCAGAAGCAUGGAAUCUGUGUAACUGCACAUACUCCUAUAGGUGGUGCUGCUGCUAAUGCUGAAUGGUUUGGUACCAUUUCCUGUCUCGAUGAUCCAGUCAUCAAGACCUUGGCUGAGAAAUAUAACAAGACAGCAGCGCAGGUCGUUCUCAGGUGGGGCGUCCAGAGAAACACUGUUGUUAUACCAAAGACCUCAAAGAUUGAUAGGCUGCAUGAGAAUUUGAAGUUGUUUGAUUUCGUCAUAUCAGAUGAGGACAUGGAGACGAUCAAGGGAAUUGACAGGAAGUACAGAACUAACCAGCCCGCCAAAUUUUGGGGCAUUGAUCUCUAUGCAUAGGUCCAACGAUUGUAACUGCUUGCUGGAGAAGAUGAUUGCUUUGACUUCCACCUUGGUCUUCCAAACAGUAGAAUAAAAUGUGGUGUACCCAUUUGAGUGAUGCCGUUUCUCACAAAUUACUAGAAACUUGAAAAUCUCGUUUGGCGUUUGCACAAUAUGAAAGGCUCUUUUACAGGUAUCAAGGCAUUUCAUGUAGUUAAGCAUUUUGUGUGCUAAGUCUUAAAUUGCAGAUACUACCUGAUUUAUGAGAAAGGUCGGAGAGCCCUUUUGCA